Messenger RNA from Zingiber officinale, 1633 nucleotides. Its product is annotated as serine/threonine-protein kinase STY13-like. Gene Ontology annotation, biological process: protein phosphorylation. The record is from RefSeq and is a predicted model, not a curated record. Lineage: Eukaryota; Viridiplantae; Streptophyta; Magnoliopsida; Zingiberales; Zingiberaceae. The transcript is spliced from 2 exons. Gene Ontology annotation, molecular function: ATP binding; protein kinase activity. The coding region runs from base 354 to 1298 and encodes 314 amino acids.
AUGAAUAAGAAAAUUGGGAAAUGAAUAAAAUAGAAAGGGGAAAGCAAGAGAAGACUUGCUCUGCGACCUAGUCGUCGUCGUCUUCCUCCACCCCUUUCCGCUUAGCUUAAUCUACCCAAAACGCGUCUCCAUUCUGCGUCAUACUUACUUUCUGAUUCCCUUCUCUCCUCUGUAUCUCAUCUCCCGCGCAAUCUGCUCUCGAUCGAGCUGUCGACGAGCUGCUACUGACUGUUCCGAUGCUGGAGGUUGCUUGGGAUGGUUAAAGAAGUCAGUUUUGGGUGGUAAUAUUAAGUGGAUUAAAAGAUUGUCUGAGGGUUACUGUGUUGGUUUCGUAGUCGUUGUUUUGAUAAAAGAUGGAAGGCUCUAAAUUUGCUGGGUUUAUGGGUGGCGGUGGUGGCGGUGGCGGUGGAAAUGUUAAUGGGAACAGCUACUUUGACAUGGGAUUUUACCGGAAGCUUGAUGAGGGUUCCAACAUGUCUGUAGAUAGCAUUGGAAGCCUGCAGACAAGCACUGGUGAUGGAUCCAUUGCGAUGUCUGUUCAAAAUAGCAGUGUUGGAUCAAACAACUCAAGAACUAGCAUACUGCGUCAUGGACUCCGUCUGUUUCCCGGUGCCAACUUAUCAGCGGGGCACAGUGUGCGGCCUGGUAGGGUGUUCCAUGCCAUAAACGACGAUUCAUUGGCUCAAGCUUUGAUGGAUCCACGUUAUCCCACUGAAUCUCUUCAGAACUAUGAUGAAUGGACUAUUGAUCUCAGGAAGUUGAAUAUGGGGAUGGCCUUCGCUCAGGGUGCAUUUGGGAAGCUUUACAGAGGCACAUAUGAUGGAGAAGAUGUUGCUAUUAAGUUAUUGGAAAAACCAGAGAACGACCCUGAGAGGGCACAUCUAAUGGAGCAACAAUUUGGCCAGGAGGUUAUGAUGCUUGCAAAUCUCAAACACCCAAAUAUUGUGAAGUUCAUUGGAGCAUGCAGGAAGCCGAUGGUCUGGUGCAUCGUGACCGAAUAUGCGAAGGGAGGAUCUGUUAGACAGUUUCUCAUGAAAAGGCAGAAUAGGUCGGUGCCUCUGAAGCUGGCUGUCAAGCAAGCUUUAGAUAUUGCCAAGGGUAUGGAAUAUGUGCACGGGCUGGGGUUCAUACAUAGGGAUCUGAAGUCUGACAAUCUCCUUAUAGUGUCGGACAAAUCAAUUAAGAUUGCUGACUUUGGAGUUGCACGUAUUGAGGUGAAGACCGAGGGGAUGACUCCAGAAACUGGAACUUACCGUUGGAUGGCACCGUAUGCAAAUAUUCAUCCUAUCUAUUUUUAGCAACUUUAAGAUAUCAUAAAAGUUCUAUGAAUGUGCUAAACUGCCAUGCUUAAAUUCUUCAUUGUUUUUCUCAGUUUAGCCAUUGUCUCACAUCUUAUCCAUGAUUCCUAAUUGUCGUUACCUAUAUUUAGCAGCCUAGUUAGAGCUUAUACUUUCUAUGCAUUGAUGAAGUAUAUCUGUUGCUAUUUAUUGGUAUAGAGGCUUUUUCUUUGUUUUUUCCGCUCCAAGAUGCAAAUAAAGUUAGAGAUUAUACUUGCUAUGCAUUGUUGAAAUAUAUUUGUUGCUAUCUAUUGGUAUUAGAGGCUUCUCUUUUUUUUUUUCUCCUCAGAGAUGCA